Molecule: messenger RNA, 516 nt
Organism: Amoebophrya sp. A25
Lineage: Eukaryota; Dinophyceae; Syndiniales; Amoebophryaceae
Source: the annotation of a GenBank genome assembly
AUGUCCUCACGUAAUCCCGGCCCUUACAUGCAGCAAACCCCUAUGGGGUUUCCGUCUUACUGUCGACGGAUGAACAAGGACGGUGACGCGAGAAAGGCGUUUCUUCAGAGUGAAGUCAACGGCAGAGUCUACAACGCAGUAUACGAGACUUUGGGUAUCAAGGGUCCGAUCCGUGAAAAUCAGCAUGUUGGAAGAAAUCGGAUACAUUUGCGCGAUAUCCAUAACGGCUAUUCACGCGGAAAUUUCAGAUGGAGUCAGAUGUCCAAACAUGGUUGGAUGCAGGCGUGGCGAGAAGGGUGGUUCCUCAAAUACGGGCUGGAUCCGGAUAGAAAGCAGUAGCGUUGUUGACGAGAAAAAGGAACUUUUUGUGAAAGUGAAAUUUUAAUUUUGACUUUUGCAUUUGUGCCGUGACGAGGGCUAGAACAUGAUGAUGAUGUUUUCUUCAGGUGUCUUCGUCAAGAAUAGAAACAAGAUUCCUUCCAAGGCCCCUUUUCGAGAGGGUCGCCAACAUUCUUG